AUGUCCCUGUGCAGCGAGCAGCCUGCCCGGCUGUGCAUGGAGGCCCUGCUCUGCACACUGGAUGCGCCCCUGGAGGGAGACGCAGGCCCUUCGAGUACGUACCUCCUACCCUCGGGAGCACUGGGGGGUGGCAGUCUGAGCAAAGACAGCCUGGAAGAGAAGGUGACACCUGCCCCUCCCAGCCCAGCGCAGUCCGGGGAAGAGCGUCGGGACCCGGAGCUGGACGGGACCACCGCCUCCCUUCGUCCAGACCCCGUGGCCCUGUCCACGCUGCUUCCGGAGGAGCCCGGCACCAAGCUCGCCUCCCUCCCCAGGAAGAAGCUGUCUUCGCUCAAGCAGGCCAACUCGUCCAGGAAGCAGCUGCGACCCAAGGCCACCUCCGCCGCAGGCCUCCUGAGGGUGGGGUCCCAGCCUGCAUCCCCGGGCCUGGGUCUCCCCUCCUCCGCCACGGAGAAGCCUGGCCCACCCGGGGACCCCUACCCUGUGGCCUCUGAGGGUGAGGAGACAUUUCGGCUGCCGUCGUCAGAGGAGCCCCUCUGGCUGGACCGGAGGCGAAGUGCGGUGCCCACGACACCUGCGCCCCUGCAGAUCUCUCCCUUCACCUCGCAGCCCUACAUGGCCCACACGCUCCCCCAGAGGCCGGACCCCGGGGAGCCCAUGGUGCCCGACGAGGCCCAGGAGGCUCCUCUUGAGGACGCCAGUCCCAUGACCUUGAUGGACAAAGGUGAGAAUGAGCUGACCGGGUCGGCCUCAGAGGAGAGCCAGGAGACCACGACGUCCACCAUUAUCACCACCACGGUCAUCACCACGGAGCAGGCCCCAGCUCUCUGCAGUGUGAGCCUCUCAGAUCCCGAAGGCUACAUCGACUCCAGUGACUACCCGCCGCUGCCCCUCAGCAGCUUCCUUGAGUGCACGUACAACGUGACGGUCUACACCGGCUACGGGGUGGAGCUCCAGGUGAAGAGUGUCAACCUGUCUGAGGGGGAGCUGCUCUCCAUCCGCGGGGUGGACGGCCCCACCCUGACCGUCCUGGCCAACCAGACACUCCUCGUGGAGGGACAGGUGAUCCGAAGCCCCACCAACACCAUCUCCGUCUACUUCCGCACCUUCCAGGACGAUGGCCUGGGCACCUUCCAGCUGCACUACCAGGCCUUCAUGCUGAGCUGCAGCUUCCCCCGCCGGCCAGACUACGGGGACGUCACCGUGAUGGACCUGCACUCGGGCGGGGUGGCCCACUUCCACUGCCACCUGGGCUACGAGCUCCAGGGCGCCAAGACGCUGACGUGCAUCAACGCCUCCAAGCCCCACUGGAGCAGCCACGAGCCCAUCUGCUCAGCCCCAUGUGGAGGGACUGUGCACAACGCCACCAUCGGCCAUGUCCUCUCUCCAAGUUACCCUGGCAACGCCAACGGGAGUCAGUUCUGUGUGUGGACGAUCGAAGCUCCUGAGGGCCAGAAGCUACACCUUCACUUUGAGAGGCUGUUGCUGCAUGAGAAGGACAGGAUGAUGGUCUACAGCGGGCUGACCAACAAGUCCGCUCUUCUCUAUGACUCCCUUCACACCGAGAGCGUCCCCUUCGAGGGCCUGCUGAGCGAGGGCAAUAGCAUCCGAAUCGAGUUCACGUCCGACCAGGCGCGGGCAGCCUCAUCCUUCAACAUCCGGUUCGAGGCCUUUGAGAAAGGCCACUGCUACGAGCCCUACAUUCAGAAUGGGAACUUCACCACAUCCGACCUGACCUACAACAUCGGCACCAUAGUGGAGUUCACCUGCGACCCCGGCCACUCCCUGGAGCAGGGCCCGGCCGUCAUUGAGUGCGUCAAUGUGCGGGACCCGUACUGGAAUGACACGGAGCCCCUGUGCAGAGCCAUGUGUGGUGGGGAGCUGUCUGCUGUGGCUGGGGUAGUGCUGUCCCCGAACUGGCCAGAGCCGUAUGCGGAAGGUGAAGAUUGUAUCUGGAAGAUCCACGUUGGGGAGGAGAAACGGAUCUUCUUAGAUAUCCAAUUCCUGAACCUGAGCAACAGCGACAUCCUGACCAUCUACGACGGUGACGAGGUCAUGCCCCACAUCCUGGGGCAGUACCUGGGAAGCAGCGGCCCCCAGAAGCUGUACUCGUCCACGCCGGACCUGACCAUCCAGUUCCACUCGGACCCCGCCGGCCUCAUCUUCGGGAAGGGCCAGGGAUUCAUCAUGAACUAUGUGGAGGUGUCAAGGAACGACUCCUGCUCCGAUCUGCCCGAAAUCCAGAACGGCUGGAAAACCACUUCGCAUACGGAGCUCGUGAGGGGAGCCAGGAUCACCUACCAGUGUGACCCCGGCUACGACAUCGUGGGGAGCGACACCCUCACCUGCCAGUGGGACCUCAGCUGGAGCAGUGAUCCCCCGUUUUGUGAGAAAAUUAUGUACUGCACCGACCCCGGGGAAGUGGACCACUCGACCCGCUUGAUUUCGGACCCUGUGCUGCUGGUGGGCACCACCAUCCAGUACACGUGCGAGCCCGGCUUCGUGCUGGAGGGGAGCUCGCUUCUGACCUGCUACAGCCGCGAGACCGGCACCCCCAUCUGGACGUCCCGCCUGCCCCACUGUGUCUCGGAAGAGUCCCUGGCAUGUGACAACCCAGGGUUACCAGAAAACGGGUACCAGAUCCUGUACAAGCGCCUCUACCUGCCAGGAGAGUCCCUCACCUUCAUGUGCUACGAGGGCUUCGAGCUCAUGGGCGAAGUGACCAUCCGAUGCAUCCUGGGACAGCCAUCCCACUGGAAUGGGCCGCUGCCUGUUUGUAAAGUUAAUCAAGACAGCUUUGAACACGCGUUAGAAGGAGUUUCCAAAUGGUUCUCCGGAGGCUAA
This is a messenger RNA of Myotis brandtii (Brandt's bat), 2844 nucleotides long. It is a transcript of the gene SEZ6L, whose product is annotated as seizure related 6 homolog (mouse)-like. The transcript is spliced from 16 exons. The record is from RefSeq and is a predicted model, not a curated record. NCBI's taxonomy places the organism in Eukaryota, Metazoa, Chordata, Mammalia, Chiroptera, Vespertilionidae. Gene Ontology annotation, biological process: synapse maturation. Bases 1 to 2844 code for a protein of 947 amino acids. Gene Ontology annotation, cellular component: neuronal cell body; endoplasmic reticulum.